AUGGCAGAGGUCCUCGCCGUGCUCGGCGGAAUUUUGGCUGUCUCUCAAACCGUCGAGUUGGUCGGCAAGGUCUGUCGAAAGAUCAAGAAUGCCUUCUCAAGCAACAAUCAGGACAACAGUCAAUCUAUCGUACACUACACGACUCCGAUGCAACCCACACCAAGCCCGACCUCUCACUAUCCAGCCAUGCAAAGAUUUCUGCGGCUAGCAGAGGAAGCAGAACACAAGUAUGGAGAUAUCGCACACCAGAUCCAGUGGCUCCAUGCCCGUAUUCAGGGAUCGGGAAUGGCACAGAUCCCGAAUGAGAUGGAGAACGACCGAAGAUUGCAAUCAAGGGUGCAAGGAGUGGUCAAUGAUCUUUGCGACCUUCUCCAAGAACUCAUGGGUGCGAAUAUCAAUCGGCACUUUGAGUUCGAGAACUAUUCUCUGCGAUUGAUCGACGUUAUCAGGAACCUGGCUCAUCAGCAGGAGCGGAUCACUUUUCGCUUCUGUGUCAUGGCGAAUGACCUAUCGACGAUGAAUUCGUUCAUGAUCUCGAACCAAAUCACAGCUGUGGCCGCGGGUGGGUCGCCGUCGGCCUAUCCUAUACUUGGCAUGGCGAAUCUGGCGCUUGCCGCGCCUCCGACAGCGCCAGCAUCCACUACACGCCCACCAUUCCGCGCGCAGAUUCCCGAUAUUUGCCUAUGGCCGGCUCCAGAAUCGGCUCAAGCAGCUCUCGUAAUACGGGUGAUGGGCGGUCGAUGGGCCGCAGAUUUGUCGAGCAUUUUGGGCGGAACUUUUAAGGACGAGAUCUGUAUAUACCCAUUCCUCAUCGCUUUCACAGUAUUAUUGCCGAUUGUCGCACGCACGACUCUUGAAGCACGCAGCUCGGCUUUCCGCGCGUUCUUGGGCCAGCCAGUAGCGAACGAGCACGACCGCGACGUGACUCUUCCUUCUGGCUCGCCUCGCGCUCUUCGUCAUGUUUUGAACACCAUCAAGUGGCGAGGCCACCACCCGGAAAUGUUCAUCAGUAUCACCGGCAUGACCUUUACUGAGGUGGUCGGAAUAUGGGAGGUCUGCAACAUGAUCAGCCUGGAGCCACAGCGCGUAUACGAGCGCGUUACCGCGCACAUCAUCGGGCACGUCUCGCACAACCCUGCCACCGCCGAGAUCGUGAACACCGUCCACCAAGCCAUGCGUCCCUCGAAAGUCAGCUUCGACGCCGAAAAGGAGCGACCAUGGCGGGCAAUGAUCCACCAGAUGGUCUGGGACGAGGUCCACAACAGUACGCCUCCCGCCGAGAAAGCGGCCAUUCAAAGCAUCGUGGGCGACAAUCCGGACCUUCGCCAGGCAGUCAAUACCAAAAUGGCCGACCUUCGCGCCAAGAAAGACGCCUAUGACGCACAGUCGGCCGCCAACCGUACUCGCAUCGCCGCAGAGAGAAAUGCGGCGGCUCAGCGAGGGCGAGGUCAGCGAGGUCGAGGUCAGCGCGGACGAGGCCAACAUGCCGGGAACGAAGAAGACCGGAGAUGGGCGCAGGCAAGAGAGAAGAAGGGUGUCGUCACUAAAGCCGGUGCGUUGAUUGUCUUCAUCAGUGGGCGAUACACGACACACGACAAAAUCUUGCGAGACCGCUCGAAUGAAAUGGCUUCAGUCGCCCACCGUGAGCAUGUUUCUUUCCAAUUGUGCCCAUCCGAGAUCAUGGCUCGCAAGCACACCAUGGCGUCGGCUUCCUCGAGAUACAUGCAAGUUUGGGACGAUCGCCAUUCGACAAAGAUCGCAAGGAAGCAUAGGCCUUUCAAUCUCCUUGCCAGGAUCAAGAAAUUGUUCAGCCGGACUGGUGAAGGGAGGCAACGAUUCAGGUCGACAUCGAAGCCCACCAGUGACGCCGUUCGCAUUCCCGAGAUCGUGACGAUAGUCUUGGGCAACCUCUCAACCGAGGACCUCCUCAAGAUGUCUGCCGUCUCCUUCACCUUUCAAAAUGCAAUCUUCAAAGUCAAACAACACCGAAGAACGCUCUUCCUCGAAUUCGAUGUCCGCCCAAUGCUCGUCCCAGGCAACACUAUCAGUCCCACUACCGGACCAGAGUGCAGCUUCAACCCACUCCUUUUCACUGACUCCAGCUGCAGCAAAGGCUACCUCGCCUUGCUCCACGAUCCGUUGAACCACUUCAUGACCUUGCCGCCGGAUGCUCUCUGCCGUAAAAUGUACCUAACUCAACAACCAGCUUGGUUCGCGACCCUCUAUCUCACUCUGCGAAACAGCUCGCCUAGCAUCUACCUGAUCAGCGAGCAGGCGAUCAAUAUCGAGAUCCGCAUUACCCGCUUCCGCACGCAAGGCAUCAAGUAUCAGCACAUCUUGGACCUUGUGGCGGAUCAGGUGAUUGGCGUACAGGCGAGGAGAGGGUGGACUGAAGUUGAACUGGUGAUGGAGGAGACGAGAUUGGAAAUUGGGAUGUGGAGAGGAGGAAAGAUGAAUGAGGCGAUGGAUGCGAAUCGGAUUGCGGAGGGAGGGUUGGUGGUUUUGGAUGAUUUGUCGGAGGAGGGAGAGAGGUUGAGAGAGGUUAGGAAGGGGUUUCGCUAA
This is a messenger RNA of Zymoseptoria tritici IPO323, 2562 nucleotides long. RefSeq lists its product as uncharacterized. Lineage: Eukaryota; Fungi; Ascomycota; Dothideomycetes; Mycosphaerellales; Mycosphaerellaceae. The transcript is spliced from 8 exons. The record is from RefSeq and is a predicted model, not a curated record. Bases 1 to 2562 code for a protein of 853 amino acids.